CUCGCACAUGUUUCCGUUGAGUUCCAGCGCUGAAGGUCCGAAUGAGAAGCACUUAGUAGCUAGCUACAACACGAAAAAAGUAUCGGGGGAUCUCUUUCGACGCUCUGCCUCAGAUGAAGUUGGUUAUUUUCGCUCCUAAGCUUCCAUUUGCUUCCCAAGAAAGAUAUCCUCCUUGGCACACUGAAUCAGCUCAAUUGUCCUGUCCAGCUUGACAGAAAAUGACAGAACGAGUGACCCUUUUCCGGCGGGCAGCUCUGCUGCAUCGCCCACGUCUGGCACUGCUCAUCGCUUCGAUACUUCUGCUGCUGGGAUUAGAGAUGGAGCCAUUCUUGAAAACCGGUCUCAGGUUGUUGCCUGUGCCUGGAGGUAAAAUGCUCCGGUGUCCUACGGAAGAGCAGCGCAGUGUGUGCUUCGUGAAAACGCACAAGUGCGCCAGCUCAUCCGUGCAGAACAUGCUGAUGCGCUACGGCGAGAGCCAUGGCCUGCGCUUCUUGCUUCCAAAGAGCAAGAACUACCUGGGCCAUCCAAGCCUCUUCCACCGGUCGAUGGCGCCAGGCAGGCCACCGUUCGACAUGCUGGUACACCACGCGAGAUUCCACGAGACGGAGAUGCGCGCUGUGCUGAGACAGCGGCCGCGCUUUGUCACCAUCGUACGGGAACCUGCUGCGCUAUUCGAGUCUCUGUACUCCUACUAUAAUCUAAAGAAAAUGACCAACAUGAGUCUGGAGGAAUUCGCCAGCACUGCCUUGGCGAACCGGUCAGUGAUGGGCCUGCUGGACCGAAGCCGCACCUGGAGCAAGCUGGGCUUCAACCAAAUGAGCUUCGACUUGGGAAUGGCGCCGGCGCAAUUCGGCAAUGCUUUCGCCGUGCGUCGCUUCGUUGAGCAGCUUGACGCAACGUUCGACCUGGUCAUGGUGGCUGAGCGCAUCAACGAGUCCCUGGUCCUGCUCAAGGACCUGUUAUGCUGGCACACAGAUGACGUCGUCGUCUUCAAACUUAACGCCCGGCAGAGCGCAUACCGGAAUCUCCUAAGUCCCCAGCUGGCGUCUCAGAUACGUUGGCUGAAUUCGGCUGAUGUGCACUUGUACGAGCACUUCGCUCGCCGGUUCGAGCUACGGGUUCGCCAAUUCGGCCAGGAGCGAAUGGCCAAGGAGCUGCAUUUGCUUCAGGAGCGCACGCGCUAUUGGUACGAACGCUGCGUCAUGGACGUCAAGCAACCGGACAGAAGCAGGCCCACUUCUGAAGGAAAGUUCUGGAUUAGCUCUAAGGUGGUGGUGUUCCGUGCCAAGAACGAUAGCUCAGACGAAUGCGUCCGUAUGACGUUGCCUGAGCUAGUCUACACAGAGCGCCUGCGAAAGAAGCAGUUCGGGGACACAACGGCACGUCGCCGAUGACGGCGCCCUAAGUCACCAUAGAUGGGCCGCUGAUCCCUACGGCACACUCGCGAUACGGCGUUCACAAUUUCCGCUGCGGGCGACCAAAACCAUUGCGUUGGAAGCGGAAAGAGUGAGAGGUGAAGCAUAGCACGAGCCAUCGGGACAGUCCACCUUCUUGCGAAAUAUUGUCGGCUGACAUCACUUGGCAACACCGCAGCGCGAAAAUUUUGUGAGAUGUCUACGUGACGUCGCAAUGUCCGUACACUGCUUCAGAAACAAAUGCGACACUCCUGGAACACCAGAUUGGGGAUCACCGACCGAGGACGUCUUAAUAAUAUCACCUCUACGCCUUUGUUUGCCAAAACGGGAAUUGUUGCCCUCCCAGAUACCGGUUAUUUAAAUUUACAGGAGUGGUAAAUGUGCUUCCCUGGACUAUAAAACUAUAAUCCAAGGCUAUUCCUUUAAAUACCAUAUUUGGCGUGUUUGCUCAGAUAAGUUACUUUCUAAGCUUUACAUGCUUUAUUGGUCUACUUGUGCCUCGCGGAACUUCUAUGCAAGAAGCAAAAAAGCAACCGAACCGCACUUGCGGGCACGGCCAUCUAUGUACACGCAACAACGCAGCCGAUCGUCCUAUGUGGGCACAUCCUUCCUCUGAAAGUCCAUGCAAGUCGUGGAAUCCUAGGAGAUGUGGUCUGCUGUGAAGGUUAUCUUCAUUAUACCAAACACUUUAAAAAACCUGAUAUAUGCAUUCUGUGUAACCAGAAUGUGCCCAGGACGGCUCUAACGCAUGUAGGAAAUUUGCUCUGGACACUGAAACUCCGGCCUAACAUCUCUGCAAGGAACAUCCCCUGGACGUAAUCAGCACCUACCAGAGAUAUCCAUAUUCUCGCGGUCGAUGUAGAAAUCAGCUUUGGCGGAUACCACUUCAGACCGUGGGACAUAGAUGUCGCUGAGACAAGCUUCGUGUGGGGCCGAGCUGUACACUCUAUAUUGCGUUGACGGUGCUCGUUGUUAACGUAUUUCAAAACACAAAUGUAUGAUCGUCCAGCAUUUUUACCGCCUGUUUAAUGCAAUAAUUUUUGGAAACAAUAAGUCGCGCUAACGUACCCACAUUGCCUCCUCACAGAUCUAAACCCGUCGUAUACAGCUAGCAUAGAAUAUGUGACAUCACUCGUUCGGAAUAAGCUAUCCCAACUGCAACGUUUGAAUGGCCCUGUAACCCUGCAAGAUUCUCAAUAGCCAGUAAUAGGACAGGUUCGAGGCAGCACAGCUUGUUUCGUGGCCAAGAAUGUCCUAGAUGAUGCUGACUAUUACCGUGCUUCUUUAUGCCAUGCAAAUAAGGCAAAGUUCAUAAGCGUCUUUCCGCUUGGCAGCGAUAUCACAAAGGACUAGUGAUCGGCUCGGGAGACAAACCGACCAGAUUGAAACUAGUUACCACGUGAAUCAUUGCUUUUGUUAAGUUACAUUGCCGUACUAGUGUCCCCUCCCUUCACCUUACUGCUUACUCGCAACUGCAGGUUACCAUAGCGUCGCAAGCAGUGACUUCUCAACUUCUGUAACUGAUGCACACAAGUGAAUAAAUUUGCAGAAUUUUUUUUCCCAGUGCUA
Dermacentor andersoni is the source of this 2984-nucleotide messenger RNA. Its product is annotated as galactosylceramide sulfotransferase-like. Gene Ontology annotation, cellular component: membrane. Gene Ontology annotation, biological process: glycolipid biosynthetic process. Gene Ontology annotation, molecular function: galactosylceramide sulfotransferase activity. The record is from RefSeq and is a predicted model, not a curated record. Lineage: Eukaryota; Metazoa; Arthropoda; Arachnida; Ixodida; Ixodidae.